Messenger RNA from Stomoxys calcitrans (stable fly), 8682 nucleotides. RefSeq names its product serine/threonine-protein kinase BRSK1 (gene sff). The transcript is spliced from 16 exons. Gene Ontology annotation, biological process: intracellular signal transduction; protein phosphorylation; microtubule cytoskeleton organization. Gene Ontology annotation, molecular function: protein serine/threonine kinase activity; tau-protein kinase activity; ATP binding. Gene Ontology annotation, cellular component: cytoplasm. Bases 962 to 3562 code for a protein of 866 amino acids. NCBI's taxonomy places the organism in Eukaryota, Metazoa, Arthropoda, Insecta, Diptera, Muscidae. The record is from RefSeq and is a predicted model, not a curated record.
UUACAAAACACUCGUCUCUCUUUAGUAACGUAUACGUUUUAAUUACAUUAACAAUUUGACAAAAGAAUAGAUAGAAAAAAAAAAUAAGAAACAAGGAAGCAAGCAAAUGCAGAAAAUAUCUGCGAAAUUGUUUAAAGAAGUUCCUCCUAAAAUUGUCAAAAUGCAAGGAUAAAACCCAAAGUGUAGUGUGGAAAGAAACAAAAAAGAAUUAAAAAGAAAAUUUUCGCAUAUUUCCAUCUGGGAAGAAAUCCUUUCAGAGUAUGUCUGUAUAAAGGAAAAAGUGUGUGUGUUUGUGUGAUUUGAAGUGUAACCCAAAUUUCAGGCUCUAAUUCAUGUUUUCCGUUCAUACUCCUCUACAAGAAGUACAACAGGACAAUACUCGCAAAAUCUCUUACCAACUUAAGUACAAUCAUUGUAUUCGACUGUGUUGUUCUCCAAAGAAAACUCAUGAAUAAGGCAACCAUGUUCCAGUUGGAUCAACCCACUAGUGUAUGAAACAAGGAACAGGACUCGGGAGCAGUAGCAGAAGCAAGCAACAGGCAAUAAACAUUUCAUACAAGCCAAAGUAAUUAAGAGCCAACUUUAACCCAAUUUGCCUGAAAUACGGCUAUAGCAGCAAGAGCAACAAUAGCAACGACCCAAAAAUUGUCUCCACCCCAGAUAAGGGGAAGAAGAACUACAUCGACUACUACAACAAUACCAAAAAAGAAAAAAAAAAACGGGAGGCAAAAAGAGUAAAGGAGAGCUGCUAAACAAUAUACAUGUAUGUAAAUAUAUGUAUAAUAAAUUAUUAUAAAAAAAGCGAAAAGUGACAACGAUCGACGCACAAGCUUCUUUCUAUCAAAGCAACCGGCGCCUUGGGCAAGGAAUUACAUUUUGGACAGCCCCUGGUGACCAAAGUGCAUGGAAUUUUCAUGUGAUUUAAGAAGUGUGAAAGCGGGCCAAAGCCAGAGAUAACAAAAUGCAGAAGGAAAACAACACAACAAUAGAGAAUUGCCAAUAUGUGGGCCCAUAUCGCCUGGAAAAAACACUCGGAAAGGGACAAACUGGUCUGGUUAAAUUGGGUGUUCACUGUGUGACUGGAAAGAAGGUGGCCAUCAAAAUUAUAAAUAGAGAAAAACUAAGUGAAUCUGUGUUAAUGAAGGUUGAACGAGAAAUAGCUAUUAUGAAACUGAUUGAUCAUCCUCAUGUUUUGGGUCUUAGUGAAGUCUAUGAAAAUAAAAAAUAUUUGUAUUUGAUUUUGGAACAUGUGUCUGGCGGAGAGCUGUUCGAUUAUCUGGUAAAGAAAGGCCGCUUGACGCCUAAGGAAGCUCGAAAAUUUUUCCGUCAAAUUAUCUCAGCAUUAGAUUUCUGCCACUCACACUCAAUUUGUCAUAGGGAUUUGAAACCGGAAAAUUUGCUCCUGGAUGAAAAAAAUAACAUCAAAAUCGCGGAUUUUGGUAUGGCUUCCCUACAGCCGGCGGGUUCAAUGCUAGAAACCUCUUGCGGCUCGCCACAUUAUGCAUGUCCUGAAGUAAUACGGGGUGAAAAGUACGACGGCCGGAAGGCGGAUGUAUGGUCGUGCGGUGUCAUCUUGUACGCACUUCUCGUGGGUGCUCUCCCUUUCGAUGAUGAUAAUUUACGGCAGCUGUUGGAGAAAGUGAAGCGAGGUGUGUUCCAUAUACCACACUUUGUGCCACCCGACUGCCAGAGUUUGCUGCGCGGUAUGAUCGAAGUAAAUCCUGAGCGACGAUUGACGUUGGCAGAAAUAAAUCGACAUCCUUGGGUAACGGCCGGUGGCAAGGGUGAAUUAGAGUUAGAGUUGCCUAUGAUGGAAGUUGUCCAAACACAUGUUAUACCCUCUGCAUCGGCUGUGGACCCAGACGUUUUAAAUGCCAUCUGUUCCUUGGGUUGUUUUAAGGAGAAGGAUAAACUUAUACAGGAGUUGCUGAGCUCAACACACAAUACCGAAAAGGUGAUUUAUUUUUUAUUACUGGACCGUAAACGGAGACGUCCAGCAUUGGAAGAUGACGAUGAAAUUACUCAAAAAUCUCGUAGUGAAUUAGACUCUGUGGAUCCGCCUCGAAAGCGUUUAGACACAUGUCGCAUUAAUGGCACUAAUUCAACCAGCUAUGGCCAAAUCUCAGAAGGAUCUCCAUUGACGCCAAGAAGACAAGCAUUCAAUAGCACACGAAACCAUCAAAGGCGUUCUCCUACAUCGGUUUCUACGAUGCGCUCUUCAUCAUAUCACAGUCCAACACGAUGCAAUUCUCCCAUAAACUCGACCCAACAGCAGGCAAAUGUAUUGUCGAGACCUUCGUCGCCGGCGGCGUCAUCGGGUCAUUCAUCUCGCCACUCAACAUAUGGUGAUAGAGAGCGAUCGUCUUCAGUCCAUCAUCCACCCAGCGGUCGAGCGUCAGCACACUCAUCACAGACGUGUAUUGAUGGACACAAUAGUGGUGGGGGUGGAGGUAGUGUGGGCAGCACUAAUGAGGUUGUGGCUCGAGAAAUUCGCGAGAGAAGGGAAUCACGCAACGAACGGUCAUCCACAGUACAAACGAGUUGUGUGCCCGGGAGCCCAGGUGGCAAUUCUGCCACUGUGCACCAAAGGGCAAAUUCAGGACCUACUAUUGCUAUUAGCAUGUUCCACGAUCCUGAGGCUAACAAUGUAAUGAAUCCUACAACAUCACCGUUGAUGAACAAUAGUACAGCUGCCAUGCCAGGUUCACCCUGCAAUGCUCCCGGUGGGCAACUAUGGAAAACUAGACUAACCAAUAUAAAAAAUAGCUUUUUAGGCAGUCCCAGAUUUCAUCGAAGAAAACUACAGGUUUCCGCUGAUGAGGUUCAUCUGACACCAGAAUCAUCACCAGAAUUAACGAAACGUUCAUGGUUUGGUAAUCUGAUAACAACCGAAAAGGAUGAAACUUUUACGAUUUUGGUCAAAGGCAAACCUAUAGCCACAGUCAAAGCUCAUUUAAUACAUGCAUUUUUGUCGAUGGCCGAAUUGUCUCACAGCGUGGUUUCUCCCUCAUCAUUUCGAGUCGAAUAUAAGCGCAAUGGCAACGGCCCAGUCAUGUUUCAGAGACAUGUUAAAUUUCAGGUUGAUAUCAGUGCGAUUUGUAAACAAGGCGAUGUUGCUGAUAUGCUUUUUGCUUUAACUUUUACACUCUUGUCUGGUAAUAUAAGACGCUUUAGGCGCAUUUGUGAACAUAUACAGUCACAGGUAUGUUCAAAACGUUUUCCAGGACCCAAUAGUCCACCAUCCGUACCAUCUGUGACGCAGGCUGUAUCGGAGAGUUCGUCAUGUGGUUCAGUCUCCAGCGAACGACUUUCAUACAAGCGACAGAUUGAAAACGAUGUGGAAAAUGAUUCCAUAUUUACAUAUAAAUCUGGCAGCAGCCGUCGUUCCUCAGCUACAAACAACAACAAUGCCAAUCCAAUCGACAUUCCAGGCAGUCCCAUUGCAGUGAGAUCCAAAAACAAUCUAUUCUUUGUUAGCUCCGAAUCGGCUGAACAGGAACGAACGCGUGACCUACAGAGCGAUCGUCAGGCGACAACAAUGUCCGGAAGUGCAAUAGCAUGAGAAUUAUUUCUCUGAUUUGGUUAUACCUUUAUGCAACCGAUUUAUUUUCUACAAUGCUCCAAAGUUCUUCUACUAAAGCACCAUCUUUAAAUAAUCUUCGCCGCUGCCCCAGCGACCAUCACCAUCAGCUGCAAGAGCAGAUCCAGAAUUUUGAGCAACUCCAAUAAUUAAAAAAUUAAACCAACAUGAACUAACAAUUUAUCAUAAACAGAUCCUAACGUACGUAUAACCUAACAUCUUAAUUGUUUUAACACUCUCAAAGAACACAAGAAAAAGUAUUAAGAAAUCAAUGAAAAAGGAAAUGUAAACAGAACAAAGCAAUAACGAACAAUUUCAACACUAUUUGCAAAGUCACUUAAACACAAGCAAUUGACAGCAAAAAUUAAAACUUCAGCAAAUCCGGUAUAUACAAUGAGAAAUACUAUAUGCAUUUAGGAAAAUUAAUGUGUGCAUCGACGAUGAUUCACAGAAUAUUUUUUUAUAUUAAAAAGUUUGCUUUUUAACUCCCUAAAUAUCGUCUUAGAAUUACAUCUAAAUGCUUUAAAUAAAAAUCAAAAUGGCCUCCGAUUUAUGCUUAUAUGAAAGUUUAUACAAAACGUCAUUCAAAAAUGCAUACCGACAUUCGUACAUACUAACACAAACACAUAGAACUUUUUGUUUUAUUUUACCGACAAAUCAUAGAAAGCUUGCGAACAACCUUUUUAGAAAACAUUCCGUAUAUGCUUACAUAUGUAGGUACGUAUUGCAUAUAAAAAAUUAGUUUCCAUUACGACCGAUUUCCAAUAUUUCUUACAACUUGACAGCGUGAUCGUUUUUGUGAAAAAAAUCAUUCAAUUGCGCUUCAUUCCCCAAAAUUUAAGUAUUGUUCAAUGCCAUUCGUCCUUUAAAGAAGAUUAAUAUUGUUAUGUGUUUUAUUUCAUUUAAUUUUUAAUGAGCCUCGUGAUUUCAGAACUUUAACCUACAGUAUUUAAGUUAUCUAUUAUCCAUAUAUAGACAUUUGUUGCUCGAGUGGAUAUCUUGAUAAACUAUUGACAUUACUCUACAUCGACAAAAAUAAUUAUAAUACCAAUAACACUUUAACAAUAGUGACAAAAUGUAAGUCUUAAACCGUGGAAUAAAAUAAAUACUCCGUUUUUUACGCUUAAAAAGUGUUGUUCUUUUCAAUAUAUGACCAUGUAUUCACUAUUUUAAGUAGCCUUCGAUACCCAAAAAAGUAUGCAUAUCAUGCAACCAACGUGUUAAGAAGCUCUCACUUGCUCUUUCACAUUCUACAGAAUUUGGUUUAAUGAAAAACCAGUAAGGAAAGGCAAAAGUCGGACGGUGCCGACUUAACAAUACCCUUCAGCUACCCUAUAGGUACAAAGUGGGAGCUAUGUCUAAUUCUGAACCAAUUUUGAUGGACCUCGCCGGAUGUUUUCAGAUGGGUUAUUAAACUAUCCGUAUGAAAUUUCGAGCUUAUAUGUUCAAACUGUAAUAACUAGAGUUCACAAUUGACAACAUUAUUACAAAUUACGCAAAAUUUGAUAAUGUGGUACUCGUCGAGAAAUGCGUUGUGCAAAAUUUUGGCAAGAUUGGUCAAAAAAAGCUGUUGCAGUGGCUCUAGAAGUGAAAAUCGGGCGAUGUACAUAUAUAACAGAUAUAUCUUAAUCUGAACCGAUUUCUAUGAAAUUCAGCAAAAAUGUCGAAAAGCAAGAAAAGCCUGGCAUAUUUCGAGAGAAUCGAUGAACAAAUGACCAUUUGAUUGCAAUUAUACUGCAAAUCGGACCUGAAUAUAUAUAUGAAAGAUAUGUCGAACCGAUUUCGAGUAAACUUUACAGACAUUGUGGAAGUCGUCGAGGAAAGCGUUGUACAAAAUUUUGGGAACGCUUUCUUUGAAAUUCACCAGUAAUGUCGAAAAUCAUUAGAAAAUCCUUCCUGCCAAAUUUCAAAAGAAUCGGGUAACAAAUGACCAUUUUAUUGCAUUAUUACUGCAAAUCGGGCGAACAUAUAUAUGGGAGCUAUAUCCAAAUUUGAAGCGAUUUUUUCCAAUUUCAAUAAACUUCGUCUCUAGGCCGAAAACAUGCCCAUACCAAAUUAUGAAGGCGAUCGGACGAAAAUUGCGACCUGUGAUUUGUACACAAAUUAACAUGGACAGACGGACAGACAGACGGACAUAGCUAAAUCGAAUCAAAAAGUGAUUCUGAGUUGAUCGGUAUACUUAUGAAUGUGUCUGUCUCUCUUCCUUUUGGGUGUUACAAACUAAUUCACUAAGUUAUAAUACCCUGUACCACUGUUGUGGUGUAGGGUAUAAUAAGCGUCUAUCGGGUUCCUGCUGACUUCAUAUAAUGUAAACCCUAAUUAAAGGAAUUUUGUGGUGUGGUGUUUAUUUAGUAAUUGCUGUUGUGUUGUUGAAUUUAUUCUCAAGGCUUCUGUUUUAAGUGAAGUUCGCUGGAAUCUCCGAUUCUCUCUGGUGCCCAAGCAGCGCAUACAGUUGUUCCGCGGGGAUUUUUUUUUUGUCACAUCCAAAUUAUCGAGACUAUUUUUUGGUUCCUUAAAAACUCCUUUGGAGAGUUCUUCUAUCACGUUUGUGGCUGAUUAUAUUUUCUACAGCUUCAAACAUAACUUGUCAUAUUGGUUAGCCAAUAAAUCCUAGUUGUCGCACUAAAUUUUUAAAACUGAUUCACCAAUAAGCAAAUUGAUGACGUGUGUUCUUGAUUCUUCUUCGAUGAGACUUAUAAAGUUCACCAACGUUUCUAUAACAGACACGAUUUCUACCUUCCACAAACUCGUUGAAUUAAAAAAACGAAAUAAUAUUUUUAUACCACAUAGCACUUUCCACUUUUAAAAACUGUUGAACCAUUGCAGCCGCCUCUUGUUUGGAUAUCAAUUAUCAGGUCUAAUGAAUUUUUCCAUUGUUCCAUCGCAUACUUUUGCAAACAAUCGUGCUUCUGUGGACUACUUUCAAAGAUGUUAUUGGCUUUCUUGUUAUGAAUUACAGCGUCCUUAAAAAUGUGUGUUGUCUUACUAUUGAUGACAUAGUGCUUCCACUCUUCAUCCUCAAUUGUUUCGUUUUAGCUGUUUGCAUCAAAUUUUAAUUUUUUCUCCAAAUGAAUGGCAUGAUUUGAAUGGAAAAUCCACCUAAUGGUUUUUCAGAACUAGCCAUUUCAAUAUAUUGGGACCGUCUGAAAUGGUAGCUACUAUGAGGUUUUCAAAACGUAUUCUAUAUUCAUGAACCUUUUCUUUUAUCAUUGCUCGAAUAAUAGAUGCAUUACACUUUUCAAUAACACUGUACAACAACAAAUACAUACAUUAUCGAUCCUCUUGACAUUCGAAGACGAUCUAGGAAUUUCCGUCAGUUCGUCCGUCUGAGCAAAUUACGAUAGCGGUCGAACGAAUAGAGAUAUAGGUUUGAAAUUUUGCAGGGAUUCUCUUUAUUGAUGUAGGUCGUUCUGAUUUAAUUCUGUUCUGAUUUGGAUAAAACUCCCAUAUAUAUCAGAGGCUACCGUAGCGCAGAGGUUAGCAUGUCCGCCUAUGACGCUGAACGCCUGGGUUCCAAUCCUGGCGAGACCAUCAGAAAGAAUUUUCAGCGGUGAUUUUUCCCUCCUAAUGCUGGCAACAUUUGUGAGGUACUAUGUCAUGUAAAACUUCUCUCCAAAGCGGUGUCGCACUGCGGCACGCCGUUCGGACUCGGCUAUAUAAAGGAGGCCUCUUAUCAUUGAGCUUAAACUUGAAUCGGACUACACUCAUUGAUAUAUGAGAAGUUUGCCCCUGUUCCUUAGUGGAAUGUUCAUGGGCAUGAGAAGUUUGCCCCUGUUCCUUAAUGUAAUGCUCAUGGGCAAAAUUUGCAUUUAUUGGUCCUUCGACUUGAUUUCUGGAACCCUUAGAAGCUGUAAUUAUUAUCCGAUUGUGCUGAAGCUACACUUAGUGAUCUGUUAUGACUUCCUAGGAUUGUGCAGGGUAUGGUCCAAAUCGGUCUAUCACCUGAUAUAGCUCCCAUGUGUACCGAUCUCCCGAUUUGACAUUUUGAGCCCCAAACACCGCAAUGUUCAUUCGAUUUUACUGAAAUUUUUCGCGUGGUGUUCUAUUCCGACUUCCAACGGUCAUACCAAGAAUAGUCCAAAUCGGUGUAUAACCUGAUAUAGCUCCCAUAUAUACUAAUCUCCCGAUUUAAUGACUUGAGCCACUGGAAACCGCAAUUGCUAUCCGAUUUAGCUGAACUUUUGCACGCAUUGUUUUUUUAUGACUAGAAAAUUCUCUUUGCACCCCACGGAAUCAUUCUUUAUGCAUUUUCGCACGUCCUACAAAAUUUUCAAUAAAUGAAAAAGACAUUUAAUGCAACUAGAAAUUCAUAUGUUUGCUGCUUGUCUUUGAAAAGAACGAUCUACCUUCAGGCUUUUCUCUUUAGCUUUGCGUAAAGUUUCUUGGAGGAUAUUCCUAUGUUUGGUGUACCUAUUCUUCUAUCUACAACAUUGUACGCAUGUUUUUAAUAGUCGUAUUUUUGUAUAAAAGUUUAUUAAAAUCAUUAAUGCCUAUGGAUUACAACCCUCCGAUGUACUUUGUAUUGGGUUGGUCAAAAAGUAAUUGCGGAUUUUUCAUAUAGUCGGCGUUGACAAAUUUUUUCACAGCUUGUGACUCUGUAAUUGCAUUCUUUCUUCUGUCAGUAAUCAGCUGUUACUUUUAGCUUGCUUUAGAAAAAAAAAGUGUAAAAAAGUAUAUUUUAUUAAAGUUCAUUCUAAGUUUUAUUAAAAGUCAUUUACUUUCUUUUAAAAAAUCCGCAAUUACUUUUUGGGCAACCCAAUAUAUUCAAGCAACGAAUUUACAACGGAGUCGUUCUUGAAUUGGCAGAAUUCAAGUAGUUGUAACCAAUUAAAUGCGUAAUAAGUUUGGCCCUUUAUUUUGGAAUUAUGUAGCUAAGAUCUAUUACCAUACAAUUAUCUAUUCCACGUGAUUAAUUGCUUGUUUUUGGUGUAUUCUUUACAAUUGUAUACAACAAACAAGUAAAAGCGUGCUAAGUUCGGCCGGGCCGAAUCUUAUAUACCCUCCACCAUGGAUCGCAUUUGUCGAGUUCUUUUCCCGGCAUCUCUUCUUAGGCAAAAAAGGAUAUAAGAAAAGAGUUGCUCUGCUAUUAAAACGAUAUCAAG